ACCCCAAGCAAGAGGACACAAAGCCACUGGAAUCUGAACCCAGACAUAGAGAGAGAGAGAGAGAGAGAGGGAGGGAGUCUCUUGCAGGCUUCCGACUUCGAAAAAGACGAGUUAAGAAAACGAAGUGCCCGAAAAGGAAAGGUCGGGAGUUUCAACGAAGUCCAUCCAUCUCCUUCCUCUCUCUCUCUCUCCAUCUCCGGCUUUCCCGGGAUUCUCUUCGUCGAUCUGAUUCCGGGUAAAGGGUAAAUGUAUCAACAGAGAAGUGUCCCUAGCUUGAGUCUAGUUCGCAACAACUCUUUUACUGAAGGUCAGCAGUUGGAUUGUGGUGCCGAUGCAAUGGUACCUAUGAAUGGAGGAAACAGUCUCAGCAACAACUCUAAUCUUGCAUCAAAGCAGCGGCUUCGUUGGACUAAUGAGCUUCAUGAACAAUUUGUUGAUGCUGUGGCACAACUUGGGGGUCCUGACAGGGCCACUCCUAAAGGCGUCCUUAGAGUGAUGGGAGUUCCAGGUUUAACAAUAUACCAUGUCAAAAGUCACUUGCAGAAGUAUCGACUAGCAAAAUAUUUGCCAGACUCUUCUUCUGAUGGAAAAAAUGCCGAGAAGAAAGAUUCAGCAGAUAUUGCUUCAAAUACAGAUGGUUCAUCUGGAAUGCAAAUUACAGAAGCUCUCAAGCUUCAGAUGGAGGUGCAAAAAAGACUGCAUGAGCAAUUAGAGGUUCAAAGACAGCUACAGUUACGGAUAGAAGCGCAGGGGAAGUACCUGAAGAAGAUCAUUGAAGAGCAGCAGCGCCUCAGUGGGGUUCUUACAGAUGGUUCUGGCUUGGGUGAUGAUUGCCUGGAAUCUGAUAAGAAGAGUGACCCAGCAACCCCUGCACCAACUUCCGAGUGCCCACUUCAGGAGAAGGCCUCUGAGGACCAUGCCCCAGGAAAGAGCCACUCAAUUGAUGAAUCGCUGUCUUCUCAUCAUGAACCACAGACCCCCGACUCCGGGUGCCAUGUGCGACCUAUUGCUGAGAGCCCUGAAGGAGAGAAGCAAGCGAAGAAGCAAAGGCUAACAGAGGAUACGGCGUAUGCUGCAGAAGAACUGUUUACCCCACAUCCGAUACUUGACUCAGGCUUGAACUCCUCCUACCAGCAAUCGCAUCCAGCUUUCCUGACCAGGGAGCAGUUUGAUCCCUCGCUGGGGAUCUCAAUUGCGAAUGGUGAACAACCGAGGAAAGUCUCCAGUGGUAGUCUAUAAUUCUUUUGACGCAUGGAAUAUGCAUUUGUAGACCUUUUCUUUCAGCCUUGUAUGUGUAACUUAUAGGAAGUCUUAAACUUCGUUGAAAUAACAAGUUUAGAAGCUUGUCUCGUCUGAGUAGUUCUGGAAGGUGUCUUAAUAACUGUUUUGGCAAUGAAUGACUUAUGCUUACAUUAUCUAGACUA
Eucalyptus grandis is the source of this 1424-nucleotide messenger RNA. RefSeq names its product myb family transcription factor PHL7. Gene Ontology annotation, molecular function: DNA-binding transcription factor activity; DNA binding. The record is from RefSeq and is a predicted model, not a curated record. The transcript is spliced from 7 exons. NCBI's taxonomy places the organism in Eukaryota, Viridiplantae, Streptophyta, Magnoliopsida, Myrtales, Myrtaceae. The coding region runs from base 247 to 1239 and encodes 330 amino acids.